Triplophysa rosa is the source of this 2960-nucleotide messenger RNA. RefSeq names its product phosphatidylinositol glycan anchor biosynthesis, class M (gene pigm). Gene Ontology annotation, molecular function: GPI mannosyltransferase activity; alpha-1,4-mannosyltransferase activity. Gene Ontology annotation, biological process: GPI anchor biosynthetic process. NCBI's taxonomy places the organism in Eukaryota, Metazoa, Chordata, Actinopteri, Cypriniformes, Nemacheilidae. The transcript is spliced from 5 exons. Gene Ontology annotation, cellular component: membrane; glycosylphosphatidylinositol-mannosyltransferase I complex. Bases 1552 to 2751 code for a protein of 399 amino acids. The record is from RefSeq and is a predicted model, not a curated record.
CAAUAAUUUGUCUCAAAGUGAAAUAAAAAUGAAUUCACAAAUAACAAAAACUAAAUUCUCAAACAAACUAUUUACAACAUCUGUUUACACUUUGAUAUUAUUAUUUUUGUGGUCUUGAGACAAUUUAUGCAUUUUUAACAGGAAAGAGAAAUUUCUACAGUUAUUAUACCCAUCUCCACUGAACAGAUUGGACCAGUCACCUAAGAUUGGACAACAAAAGAAACUACACUAUCAUUUUUUACACUGUACACUAGCCACGAUCAGCUAAUAUUUUCACCGUUUUUCUUAUUAAUGAAGUAGUUGCUGGAUGUGAAUUGACGGUCAUCGCUGUUACUGGGAAAGUCAAAUCUUUGAUUUGAACUGGCCCUCUCCUAUACGCUCACAACGCUCUUGUCUGAUAAAUGUUUUGGCCAGAAGUAGGAUCGUCCCUCAAUAAAACAGUGCGUCUGUGUGCUGGUCGCGUGCUGAUCUUGGGCUGCACUCACUGGCACAUUGUCAUUUUGCGGGGCCGGGUAGAAAACCCACCCGUGUGUGGCGGGAGAGAGGCCGAUGCUGCUGUGGGAGCAGCAUCAGCGGAGUUUGUGUGAAAAAAGAAGAGACUUUUGGAAGUUUGGCCAAAUUCUUUUUUCUCUCUUAUUUUUUCGGCUCCGCUGGGGUAUUUGCGUUUCAUUAUAUACUUAAUCUGCCGCUGGCAAAUUUUCUCUCGCUCUUCUAAUUUCUAACCGUCUCUAACCUCUAACGUUCACCCCUCGUUAACUAAUGUUAGUUAUUUAUGUUUCCUCCAGCAAAAUGAAAGCACUUCACUCCAAUGACGUCAUACUUUAGAACACGAUCAUGAUGGUGUUGUAGCGCACAGAAAUGUGUCAUUCAUGAUGAUGUGCUGUUUUAUGUUUCUGCACCUAAGUUACAGAGAGCUGACGGUAGGUUUGAGCGCCCCGGAAAGACGACGGGCAGAUAGACUUACUGUAGUUCAGCCUGUGUGUGUUAUUCAUUAUUCUGAGUCAUGAGGAAACAAAAGUGUACCGAGAAGCUCUUUGUCGUUUUUCAGACUCUUCAGUAUUUGUAUUAUUAAUUUAAAACAUAUUGUGGAUGUAAUAGAUGAUCACGCAGUCAUGCACAGGAGUGACAGAGCGCGUGCUAAUCAGAAUGAAUGAAAGGGAAACAUAUCAAGUUAUUCCUACUAAAUAAUGAUUCCGCAGUUGAUUGUGACAUUUAUUAUGUGGAUUUGUGGCUGUUGUUGUCACUUUGAAUUAUAAAUGUUGCAGAUUGACCGGUUAAUGUGAUAUAUAUAUAUCCUCAUUGGAGGCUGAGCCCCCCAAUAUUGAAAACCUAGAAUCGCCCUGUAUACAGGUAUGAAAUGACACGAGUAAAUGUGAGUAAAUGAUGACAGAAUUUUCAUUUUUGGAUGAACUAUCACUUUAAGAUGCUUUGUGGCAGACGGACGUUUGUUUCCGGGCAGUGGAGUCACGUGAUGGUGUAAUAUGGCGGAAGCGCUAGUGAAAGAGUGCGUCUUUUAACGCUGUCGUGUUUUCUCUCUCGCUCCAAUAGUUUAUGAUGGAUGUUCAGGGCUGUGUGGUGUUCAGCGCGGCGGUUCUGAUCCGGUUAUUGUUGUUGUGUUUCGGUGUUUAUCAGGAUCAGAAUCUGCAGGUGAAAUACACUGAUGUGGAUUAUCACGUGUUCACUGACGCCUCGAAAUUCAUCACACAGGGUGAUAGUCCGUACAACAGAUCCACGUUCCGCUACACGCCGCUGCUGGCCCUCAUGCUGACCCCAAACAUCCUCGUGAGCUCUUACUUCGGUAAGCUUCUGUUCGUGGGCUGUGAUGUCCUGUGUGGACUGCUCAUCUUCAGACUGUCGUCUCUUCGUGGGGUGUCCCGGAGCUCCGCGUGGGUUUACUGCGGACUGUGGCUGUUUAACCCGCUGCCGAUCGGUGUGUCCACGCGUGGAAACGCAGAAUCUCUGCUGGCGGUUCUGGUUCUGUCCACGCUCUGGUGUCUGGAGUGCGAGAGACUGCCGUCCGCCGCUCUUCUGUUCGGCUUAUCCGUCCACAUGAAGAUCUACCCGGUCACUUAUGCGCUGCCCAUCGCUCUGUCUCUGUGGAAACCCGCGUCCCGGGACCGCGGCGUCAUGCGCAACGUUCUCGCGUGCUUUAGCGGUGAUUUGCUCCUGUUUGCUGCUGUUUCCGGAUCGUUGUUCUUCGCUCUAAAUGUGACUUUCUACAGCAUUUACGGCUGGGAUUUCGUGCACGAGUCGUAUCUGUACCACGUGACCCGCAGAGACACACGUCAUAACUUCUCUCCGUAUUUCUACAUGUUGUACGUGACGUCAGAGCGCAGCUGGAGCGGCUGUCUCGCGCUGCUCUGUUUCCUGCCGCAGCUUCUGCUGCUGCUCGUUUCGUCGCUGAUGUUUCACUCGGAUCUUCCCUUCUGCUGUUUCCUUCACACCGCAGUGUUUGUCAGCUUCAACAAAGUGUGCACAUCACAGUAUUUUCUGUGGUAUCUGUGUUUGCUGCCGCUGGUUUUGCCGCGUUUGACCUUCAGCGUGAGACGAGGCUUCGGGCUUCUGCUCUUGUGGUUUGUGGGACAGGCUCUGUGGUUGGCUCCAGCGUAUUAUUUGGAGUUCGAGGGCUGGAACGCUUUCGCUCUCGUUUGGAUCGCCGGUCUGAUGUUUCUCCUCAUCAACUCUCUCAUUCUGGCUCAGAUCAUCUCCCAUUACAGACCUGUAGACGUGCAGCAAAAGAAAACCAACUGAAAGUGUCAGAAAAUGAUUGUGUAUCACGUCGGAUAAAGAAUACACGUGACGUGAAGCGUACAGCGAUGGCAUGUUCUCGUGGUUUGUGUCGAUACCUCAGAAGAGCAGCAGAUGUCGCUCACAGUUAAAAUGGCCCCAAUUAUCAUCAUCUCAUGUUUGUUGGGUGAAUGAUUGUUUCAGGGGUGUUUAUGAACAGUCAGUUUGCUUUA